AUGGUGUUGAGCGCGUUUGUGCUGUGCAAAGUGCGGCACAAUGUGAGUCUGUUGCCAUGUCACAGCAUGGAGCCGCGCGUGGGGAUUGAGCAGGACCUGGCCGAGCAGCUGAUGCACUACUCGGAUCCGCUGCAGGGCGUUAUCUUGAGCUUCAGUAACGUGCAGCUGGAUCGACCUUACGGCGCUAUUGUGAAUGAAAUGCCGUUCAUCCACUGUAAAGUACUGGCUGAUGCGCUCGUGUUCCGUCCUCGGAAAGGCAUGGAGCUGCGUGGUAUUGUCAAUAAGAUCGGUAGCAACCACGUCGGAAUGCUCUUUGCUGGCGUCUUCAAUGGGUCUGUAGCUGAAGCUGAGCUGCCGAAGGGAUACGUACACAACUACGCCCAGGAUUGCUGGCUUGGUGAGGACGGCUCGUCUAUUUCCGUGGCAGACGAAGUGAACGUGAAAGUGCUGCGAGUCCACGUUGCUGGCGGCAUGAUUGCUAUAGAGGCUACAAUGCGUCAUGUUGACACUAAAGCUGUAAAUGCUUUGUCGGUAAAGAAAGUCAAGAGAUCGACGCAUCUCAAUUUGGCUGCAGGUGAGCCCGUGACUAAGUCGGUUAAGCAAAAGAAAAGUAAGCGAGUCAAGGGGGCUGAAGGCCUGGAGAACAAGAAAGUGAAGAAGGUGAAGAAGGCCAAGAAGACGAAGGAGGCUGAUGAAGUCAAGAAGAAAAAGGUCAGGAAAGCAAAGGACGAUAUGGAGACAGAGUCAGCACCAGCGGAGGAUCUGAGUGCAGAGAAGGAGGAGAAGAGAAGUAAGAAGCGCAAGCAAAAGGAGAAAGUCAUGAAGAAACCUAGCAAACACAAGGUAGAGGACGCCAAAAAAAAGGAAAAGCACAAGAAGAGUAAGCACGAUUAG
Molecule: messenger RNA, 894 nt
Organism: Peronospora matthiolae
Lineage: Eukaryota; Oomycota; Peronosporomycetes; Peronosporales; Peronosporaceae
Source: the annotation of a GenBank genome assembly